This is a messenger RNA of Suncus etruscus (white-toothed pygmy shrew), 3190 nucleotides long. It is a transcript of the gene IL17RD, whose product is annotated as interleukin 17 receptor D. The record is from RefSeq and is a predicted model, not a curated record. Gene Ontology annotation, molecular function: interleukin-17 receptor activity. The transcript is spliced from 13 exons. NCBI's taxonomy places the organism in Eukaryota, Metazoa, Chordata, Mammalia, Eulipotyphla, Soricidae. The coding region runs from base 1 to 2220 and encodes 739 amino acids.
AUGGCGCCGUGGCUGCAGCUGUGCUCCGUCUUCUUCACGGUCAACGCCUGCCUCAACGGCUCGCGCCUCGCGCUGGCGGCGGGCGGCCCGGGCCGGGCGCGGGGCGCGGACACCUGCGGAUGGCGGGGCGUGGGGUCUGCCAGCAGAAACAGUGGGCUGUACAACGUCACCUUCAGAUAUGACAACUGCACCACCUACUUGAAUCCGGUGGGAAAGCAUGUGAUUGCCGAUGCCCAGAAUAUCACCAUCAGCCAGUACUCGUGCCACGACCAAGUGGCCGUCACCAUUCUUUGGUCCCCAGGGGUUCUUGGCAUCGAAUUCUUAAAAGGAUUCCGGGUGAUUCUGGAGGAGCUGAAGUCGGAGGGAAGACAGUGCCAGCAGCUGAUUCUCAAGGACCCGAAGCAGCUCAACAGUAGCUUCAAAAGAACCGGCAUGGAGUCGCAGCCUUUCCUGAAUAUGAAAUUCGAGACGGACUACUUUGUGAAGAUAGUCCCUUUUCCUUCCCUUAAGAAUGAGAGCAAUUAUCACCCCUUCUUCUUCAGGACCCGGGCCUGCCACCUGCUGUUACAGCCGGACAACCUGGCCUGCAAGCCCUUCUGGAAGCCCCGGAACCUGAACGUCACCCAGCACGGCCCUGACAUGCAGGUGACCUUUGACCAUGCGCCUCACAGCUUCGGCUUUCGUGUGUUCUACUUGCAUUACAAGCUCAAGCACGAAGGACUCUUCCGGCGCAAGACCUGCAAGCAGGAGCAAAAUUCAGAGACCACUAGCUGCCUUCUUCAAAAUGUUUCUCCAGGGGAUUAUAUAAUUGAGCUGGUAGAUGAAGCUAACACCACGAGAAAAGUGAUGCAUUAUGCCUUAAAGCCAGUGCAUUCCCCGUGGGCAGGACCCAUCCGAGCCGGUGCCAUCACGGUGCCCCUGGUGGUCGUAUCCGCCUUCGCCACGCUCUUCACCGUGAUGUGUCGCAAAAAGCAGCAAGAAAAUAUAUAUUCACACUUAGAUGAAGAGAGCUCCGAGUCCUCCACCUACACCACGGCACUGCCCCGGGAGCGGCUGCACCCUCGCCCCAAGGUUUUCCUCUGCUACUCCAGCAAAGACGGCCAGAACCACCUCAACGUCGUCCAGUGCUUCGCCGCCUUCCUGCAGGACUUCUGUGGCUGUGAGGUGGCUCUAGACCUGUGGGAAGACUUCAACCUCUGCAGAGAGGGGCCCCGGGAGUGGGUCGCCCGGAAGAUCCACGAGUCGCAGUUCAUCAUCGUGGUGUGCUCCAAGGGCCUGAAGUACUUCAUGGACAAGAAGAACCACAAGCACCGGGGCGGUGGCCGAGGCCCAGGGUCCGGGGAGCUCUUCCAGGUGGCCGUGGCGGCCGUGGCCGAGAAGCUGCGCCUGGCCCAGCAGGGCCCCCCGGCCGCGCUCAGCAAGUUCAUCGCCGUCUACUUCGACUACUCCUGCGAGGGGGACAUUCCCGGCGCGCUGGACCGCAGCACCAAGUACAAGCUCAUGGACCACCUGCCCCAGCUCUGCGCCCACCUGCACACCCGAGGCCGCCUCCUGCAGGAGCCCGGCCAGUGCCCGGGACACGCCGGCCGGAGGAACUAUUUCCGCAGCAAGGCCGGCCGGGCCCUGUACGUGGCCAUUUGCAACAUGCACCAGUUCCUGGACGAGGAGCCCGACUGGUUCGAGAAGCAGUUCCUCCCCUGCCACCCGCCGCCGGCCCGCGCCCGGGCGCCCGGCCUGGAGAAGUUCGACUCGGGCUUGGUGCUGAACGACGUCGCCUGCAAGGCCGGGCCCGAGAGCGACUGCUGCCCCAAGGCCGAGACGCCUGUCCCCGGGGUGCAGGCCGAGGGCGGCCACCCCCAGGGUCAGCAGGUCGGCCCGGACCACGAGCCAGAGGCCCGGCCGAGCCCCGAGGCCAGCGGCUCCAGCCUGCAGCCCCUGCUGCACCCGGCCAAAGCUGCAGGGCCCGCAGACAUGCCAAGGGACUCGGGCAUCUACGACUCCUCUGUGCCGUCCUCCGAACUGUCCUUGCCCCUGCUGGAAGGGCUCUUCACGGACCAGACGGAGACGUCCUCCCUGACAGAGAGCGUGUCGUCCUCCUCCGGCCUGGGUGAGGAAGACCCUCCUGCUCCGCCAUUGAAGCUCCUUGUCUCCGGGGUUUGCCCAGCAGAACAUGGCUGCCGCAGCUGCCCUGGCGAGCUCUGUGCAGUGGCCCCUUUGUAACGCCGCCGGCACGCCUAAGCAUUGCCACUUUAGCCACCGCCUCUCCUCUUCCCAGGUCUUCUGUCUCGGGGUGCGUGAGCCCCUCUGGAAGCCGAGGCCUCCCCCACAUGAGGCCUUUUGCAGCGAAACUCAGGCCAGGACUUGCUCCCCCGGCCCCAGCCAGAUGAGCGGAUCAGCAGCUGCCUCGUGCAAGUCUCUCGGUUGUCCCAAACCACACGGAACCCUGAAAGGCACGUCCAGGGGGUCUUGACAGCAACUUGCCCCUUAGGUCAGUCCUUGGAGGAGAUCCAGCCUGACAUGUGGGCAGAGGAAGUAGGUCAUGGGGUGUGGCCAAGUAGCCAUCACAGAGGGUUCCAGGUUUAAUUUAUCUCCAUGAACUUGGCCUGUGUGGCUUUUCUGAUCCGAAGAGCUUUGAGGAAGAUGCGUUCCGAGUGCCAGAGAGAGAGCAUCCGUCUUUGUGGAACCCUGGUCCUCUCGGGUGAGGUUCCUCAGGGUGGUUUUCAGUUGAGGACACUGUGAUGAUCUGAGGCUGAAGGAACAGCUCCAGGGUCAAGUCGCCUUCUGUGAAAUGAUCUUGACCUCUCAGUGAGCUGCUUUUCUGGCUGAGGUGCGAGCCAGGCCGACUUGUUAGAUAUUUCUUUGAGAUGAAUUGGUCAUACUGCAGACGUGUGAGCCCUGCCCCUCGGGUUUCCUUGUGCGCCAGGCUGGGUUCCCAUAGGGGCCAGCCCAGCUGCCUGCUAUUCCAGGGGUGCCAUUUGCUGCCUUACCUCGGAUGCUUGUGUUCCUGGAAGCUAAAUUUUUGCUUUUAUUUUGGGGUCACACCCGGCGGCCCUCAGGGGUCACGUCAGGCUUUGUGCUCAGAAAUUGCUCCUGGCAGGCUUGGGAGACCAUAUGGGAUGCCGGGAAUCAAACCCGGGAUCGUCUCGGGUCAGCCUCGUGCAAGGCCAACGCCCUACCACCGUGCUAUAAU